UUUGUGCCGCCGCCGCUCCGGAACUGAGCGCUUGCAGCAGCAGCUGCUGGAAUCCAGGCGAAGGGACAGCCUGCUGCCUGUACAGGGGCCUGGGGGAUAUCUGCAAUGUCCAAGACGAAAGGCCGCGGGAAGAGGACUGCUCAGCACCAGGCUGUGAUUAGCAAAUUCUUCCGCCCUGUAGUCAGCAAAGAUCGGGGCAUUGGACAGGGGCAAGACAAUGCAGCGACAAUCCCUCUCACCUCAGAUGCAGCAGGGCAGCAGGUUGGGUGUUGCCAGACACCAGCCUGCAGUCAGAGAAAGAAAGCACAAGUUGAUCAAGAUGAACCGAAGUCAAAACGUAAGAGGCUGGCAAGUGAGGAAGAGAAUGGAAAUGGGGAAAUAGUUGAAAAGGCUUGUGAUCAACCAACAGCACAUAUCCAUGCUCUUGUAUCUUCAUCUACCAUGGAUAGACUAAAGGGAUUUUCAAUCGAUAAUCAGCAAGAACCAUCCGUUGCUAAAGGCCCGGAUGUGGAUAUCCAGUUCAAAAGAUUCAAAGAUGCAGAAAAUUAUGAUCUAAACUCUGACAACGUUUGCAGAGAAUGGGAUGAUUUUGUUCAUCCCAAAAAUGCAGACAGAGACGGAUUGUAUCAGUGUCGUUCUCAAGAAAUUGUAAAUCUGGAUUGGCAUCGAUUUUCAGCUUCAAACAAGGGAAACAGUGUGAAGAACACUUUUGAAACGGGUACAGUCAACCGUAGAACGAAGAGCACUUACACUCCACUAGAACUACAGUACCUGGAGAUCAAAAACCAACACAAGGAUGCAGUGCUGUGUGUGGAGUGUGGAUACAAGUAUCGGUUUUUUGGUGAAGAUGCUGAGACUGCAGCUCGAGAGCUGAAUAUUUACUGUCACCCUGACCAUAACUUCAUGACUGCCAGCAUACCAGUUCACCGUCUAUUUGUUCAUGUCCGUCGGCUAGUCGCAAAAGGAUAUAAGGUGGGAGUGGUGAAACAGACUGAGACUGCAGCUCUUAAAGCUGUUGGAGAGAACAAAGGCAAUCUGUUCACUCGCAAGCUGACUGCUCUCUACACCAAGUCUACACUCAUUGGAGAAGAUAUUAACCCACUGCUGAACCUGGACAGUGACUCAGUUGAAGUUGGAGAUGUGCCUAGUGAGCUUCCCAACAACUAUCUGAUGUGUAUCUGUGAACAGCUGCAGAAGAGAAAAGAUCAUGCGAAGCAAAGUGUUCAGAUUGGACUUGUGGCAGUCCAACCCAACACUGGCGACGUGGUUUAUGACUGUUUUCUCGAUUGUAAAUCCAGAUCUGAGCUGGAAAGCCGGAUCCUAUGUCUACAGCCAGUCGAAAUUCUGCUUCCAGUGGAGUUGUCUGAGCACACGGAAAAGCUUCUUGCAAGCAUCACUGCUUCAAGGUACAAUCUGAGUUUACGUGAUGACCGAAUUCGUGUAGAGAGGAUGGAUAGUAUUCAUUUUGAAUAUAGUCAUGCUUUCCAGGUGACCUCUGACUUCUAUGCAAGUGGUACAUCUGAUGUUUCAGAAUCACAAAAGUUGUCCAUAAUAUUAAAUUUGGAGAUGCCAGUCGUCUCAUGUUUGGCAGCUGUCAUCAGAUACCUAUCUGAAUUCAGAUUGGAGAAGGUCCUACAUAAUUUGAGUAAAUUGAGCAAAUUUUCUGAGGACUCCACAUGCAUGUCAAUCAAUGGAACGACCUUGAAGAACUUGGAAAUUUUACAAAACCAGACCACCGGCACGACAAAAGGUAGUCUACUUUGGGUACUUGACCAUGCCCAGAAUUCCUUUGGGAGGCGGCUUCUGAAGAAAUGGGUGGCACAGCCUUUAACAAAAGCAAGUGAAAUUAAUGCUCGUUUGGAUGCAGUCACUGAAAUUCUGUCAUCAGAGUCCAUUGUCCCGUCAAAGACCGAAAAGCUCCUGUCGAAGCUCCCGGAUCUGGAGAGAGGAAUCUGUAGUAUUUACCACAAGAAGUGCUCCACGUGGGAGUUUUACCAGUUGGUCCACACUUUAUCAGGUUUGCAGGUGGGCUUUCAGGCCUUGCUCCCAGCUGUUGAGGCUCAGUUAAACUCAUCCCUCCUUCGUAAUAUUUUGUUGGAACUGCCACAGCUGUUGGAUCCUGUGCAUCACUAUGUGAAGAUUUUGGAUGAAAGUGCAGCCAAGAUAGGUGAUAAGACACAGCUCUUUACAGACCUCACUGACUUCCCUAUCAUCCAGCAGCGAAAGCUGGAGAUUCAGGAGGUACUUUCCCGACUGCAGAAUCAUCGCAGAGAGAUCCGAUUGAUUCUGAAAAAGCCGUCUUUAGAUUAUGUGACAGUUUCGGGGCAAGAGUUUCUGAUAGAAGUCAAAAGCUCUCUGUUGUCCAUCGUUCCAUCUGACUGGACACAAAUUUCAAGUACAAAAGCCGUCAUACGUUUCCAUACUCCAUUCAUCGUGAAGCAGUAUAAGCGUCUGUGCCAACUUCGAGAGCAGCUUGCCCUUGACUGCAAUGCAGAGUGGCAGAAAUUGUUGGAUCAGUUUGGUGAACACUAUCAUGGAAUUAGAAAUGCAAUCAGUCACCUGGCAACCAUUGAUUGCAUCUUUUCAUUGGCAGCAGUUGCUAAGCAAGGAGGCUAUUCAAGGCCAACUGUGCUGGAAGAAGAAAGACAAAUAGUGAUCAAGAAUGGCAGGCACCCAGUGAUUGACAUUCUAAUGGGAGAACAGGAGCAAUAUGUUCCAAAUAGUACUGAACUACAUGGAGAUGGACAGAGAGUUAUGGUAAUUACUGGGCCCAAUAUGGGAGGAAAGAGUUCUUACAUUAAACAAGUGGCACUGAUUACUAUCAUGGCACAAAUUGGGUCUUAUGUCCCUGCAGAAGAAGCUGUGAUUGGCAUCGUGGACACCAUUUACACAAGAAUGGGAGCAUCUGACAACAUCUACAAAGGUCAAAGUACAUUUAUGGAAGAGCUGACAGAGGCAGCUGAGAUCAUUAGAAAAGCAACAUCACGAUCAUUAAUUAUUUUGGAUGAAUUGGGAAGAGGCACAAGUACUCACGAUGGUAUUGCCAUCGCUUAUGCUACUCUGGAGCACUUUAUUAAAGAUGUGAAAUCUCUGACGCUAUUUGUUACCCACUACCCCCCAGUGUGUGAGCUGGAGCAACUCUACCCUAAGAAUAUCAGGAAUUAUCACAUGGCCUUCCUGCUCAAUGAGGAAGCUGAUGAACAAAAUGGAUUUGUGGAGGAGCUGCAACCAGAGAUGAUCACUUUUCUGUAUCAACUGACCCAGGGAGCUGCUGAUCGCAGCUAUGGCCUGAAUGUUGCAAAACUAGCAAGUAUCCCUGAAGAAGUGCUGAAGAAAGCUGCUCAGAAAUCGAAGGAGUUGGAAAGUCUAAUGAAUGUCAAGAGGAAGAAAAUGAAAUCCUUCUUUGAAGUCUGGAGAAUAAAUGAAGGGAAAGAACUGAUGGACUGGGUGAUGGUGAAUAAAUAGAGAUUACUUGUUCCUGUUUUUUAAAAUAAAUACAUGGAUAUGAGAUGCUGAUCUCCUACUUGUGUGUGUUUGGUUUCAAGGGAAACUUGGGAUUUUGCUUCACACCCAUUGAAAGAAAUACUCAAUUGCACUGUCCUUGUAGGUAGUUGUACUCUGUCCCAGCUUUGUUCUUAUUUACAUUCUCCAUGUAAAUCCUACAAUACAAGAUAAAUAUAGGUAAGGAAGUACAAUUAACACAUCUGGGCUCAUUCAUCCAGCAAAACUACUGCGUCCUCAUUUCGUUCAUAUCAUCCAACCAUUUCUGAAAUGAUUUAUAAGGCUUUUUUUGCCUUUACUUGCACUGAAAAUGGAAUAGAUGUGUAUAAAGAAAAUUCUGAUGUCACUGAUAAAUUUCAGCAGUCUGAACAGUGCUCAUUGCCUUAAAUCAUACAGUCUUGACAUGUUUUUAUAACCUUUGGCCAAUUUUAUAAAGGUGUUGCCAGAACUUUUGUCUUGGAAAGAAUCCCUAAACAUCAAUACAGACCACACUGUUCAACGCAGGAUCCAGAUUACAUUUUGUACCUUUUCUAAAUAAGAGAAGCUACUGAUUCCCUUUCCCCUCUGCUCGGCUUUUGCUUCCUAAAUGCUGUGAAGUUGAAAUAAAGCAAACUUUUAAAAUAAAAUGAUGAGUUGGAAUAAAGUUAUACCAUCAUUCUUCCUUUAUUGCUGCUUGUACAGAGAGCUAAGAAAACAGGACUGUGUGAAAGCCUGCUGCUUUUUAAUGGGAAUAUUAUGUUUAACUUGUGCAUUUUGUUAGGAAUCAGGGGAAAAAAAAAUCGUGUCUGCCUAAAAACUAAUUGUGAUACUGUGUUAAA
Molecule: messenger RNA, 4319 nt
Organism: Chiloscyllium plagiosum (whitespotted bambooshark)
Lineage: Eukaryota; Metazoa; Chordata; Chondrichthyes; Orectolobiformes; Hemiscylliidae
Source: RefSeq, a predicted model, not a curated record